This is a messenger RNA of Plasmodium yoelii, 1215 nucleotides long. RefSeq names its product elongation factor 1-gamma, putative. Gene Ontology annotation, molecular function: translation elongation factor activity. The record is from RefSeq and is a predicted model, not a curated record. The coding region runs from base 1 to 1215 and encodes 404 amino acids. Gene Ontology annotation, cellular component: nucleus; cytoplasm. Gene Ontology annotation, biological process: translational elongation. The transcript has 2 exons. NCBI's taxonomy places the organism in Eukaryota, Apicomplexa, Aconoidasida, Haemosporida, Plasmodiidae.
AUGGAUUUAAAACUUCUCGGCCCCAAAAAUGAUAUCAGAUGUUUGAAAGUACAAACAGUUGCUUCGUUUUGUAAUAUAAAACUAAAUAUGCCAGCAUUCGAAAUCGGAAUAGAUGAUAAUAAAGAUGAAUUUGUAAAAGAGUCGCCAAUGAAAAGAUUACCAGUUUUAAUAACACCCCAAGGAAGUUUAUUUGAAAGCAAUGCUAUAGGAAAAUAUUUAUGCAGUAUAAGGAAAGAACAUAAUUUAUUGGGAUGUGGAUGUUUCGAAGAAGGGCAAGUAAAUAUGUGGAUAGAUUUUUGUACAUUUGAAUUAGAAAUUCCAGUAUGCUGUUAUAUUAGUAAUAAAUCUAAUGAUAAAUCAUUAAAACAUAUUCAAGAUACAUUUAGUUGUUUAAAUAAACAUUUAUUAUUAAACCAAUAUAUGGUAGGUAAUAAGAUAACUAUUGUUGAUAUUUUUAUGUCUGUAAUUAUAAAUUUUUGUAUAAAAUCUGGAAAAAUGACUGAAGAUUUUUUGAAAAAAUAUGGAAACUUAUACAGAUUAUAUACAACUAUAAUAAAUCAGAAACAAUUUAAAUAUGUUAUGGGUUCAGGACCAGUUGGAAAUAAUAAAAAAACACCUGUACAACCAAAACAAACAAAUAAUAAUAAAGAAAAGAAAAAACCAAAAGAAGAUGCAGAUGAUGAUAUUGAUUUAUUUAGUGAUGAUGGUCUUAAUGAAAAAAAAACAAAAAAAACAAAUCCAUUAGAUUUAUUACCACCAUCAAAAUUCUCUUUAGAUAAUUGGAAAUAUAAAUUUAGUAAUGAAAAAGAUUUAUUAAAAAAUGCAAUGCCUACAUUUUGGGAAACUUAUGAUAAUAAUGGUUUUUCAUUAUAUUAUAUGAAAUAUGAUAAAUUAGAAGAUGAAUGUCAAAUAUCUUUUGUUGCUUGUAAUAUGGCUAGUGGAUUUUUACAAAGAUUAGAAAAUAACUUCUCAAAAUAUUCAUUUGCAGUUAUAUCAGUUUUAGGUGAAAAUAAAAAUUAUGAUAUUGAAGGUGUUUGGUUAUUUAGAGGUACCGAAAUUCCUUUUGAAAUGAAAGACCACCCAUCAUUUGAAUAUCAUAUUUUUAAAAAAUUAGAUAUUAAUAAUAGUGAUGAUAAAAAACUUGUUGAAGAUUACUGGUGUUCAAAAGAAGUUAUUUCAAAUAGACCUGUUUGUGAUAGAAAGGUUUGGAAAUGA